Messenger RNA from Plasmodium relictum, 4698 nucleotides. Its product is annotated as tetratricopeptide repeat family protein, putative. NCBI's taxonomy places the organism in Eukaryota, Apicomplexa, Aconoidasida, Haemosporida, Plasmodiidae. The coding region runs from base 1 to 4698 and encodes 1565 amino acids. The transcript has 2 exons. The record is from RefSeq and is a predicted model, not a curated record. Gene Ontology annotation, molecular function: protein binding.
AUGAUUUACAUUUUAGGAAAAGAGAAAUUAAUUAGCUUGAAUGAAGAUAACAUAAAUGAUGAAAAUUAUUUAUUAAUUAAAAAUAUUUUAAAAGAUGAAAAUGUAAGUAUUAAUAACUGGGUAGAGGUUAGUUUACUUUUUCAUAAAAAAAAUUAUUACAAAUUAUUUCUUGAUUUGAUAAAAGAAGGAGAAAUACAUUUUAAUAACAAUAAUAACACAAAUUUUAAUGUAUUACUAUUAAUGUAUAAUUUAGAAAAAAUAAUAAAUGUUAAGAAUGCUAAUAAGGAAGAUGAAUUAAAAAUAAAAGUAGAAAAUUUAGUAAAUCAAAUAGAAAAAAAAAAAACAGAAGCAAAAAACUUUGAAAAUAUUAAAGAUGAUUAUGAUUAUUUAUCACAUUUUUUAAUUAAAGGAAUAUAUAAUGUAAGCAUAUAUUUAUAUUUAUUAAAUAAAUAUGAUAAUAAAAGUGGUAGUACAAAUUUGUCAUCAUCACUUAAUAAUUCAUUAAAUUCAAUGAAUUUAAAAGGCAACAUUAAUAAUGAAUAUAUUAAUCCUCUCAACUAUUUAAUUGAUAGUAUAAAUAUUUUUAUAUAUUUACUAAAAAUAAACAAUUAUGAUUUUGUUUCAUCAAUUUAUUUAUCAUUGUCUUUAUGCCUAAUGUAUAAAUUAGAUGUAUGUAUUGAUUUUUCUUCCUAUGUAUUGAUAAGGAUAAUACAUUUUCAAAAUUUUUUAAAGAGUUUAUCUGAAAAAUAUAAAAAAACAUAUCUAAACAUUUAUGAUGAAUGUAAUGUUAAUAAUUUUAAAGAAGAAUCAAAAAGUGAUACACAUUUUAUGAAUCACAAAAAAAGAGAUAGUAACAUUAGUAGUAAUAAUUAUACUAAUACUAUUAAAAAUAAUACUAUUAAUAAUAAAAAUGAUAUUAAUAACAAUGAUCUUAAUAACAAUGAUAUUAAUAACAAUGAUGUUAAUAACAAUAAUACUAAUAACAAUGAUAUUAAUAGUAAUUUAAAUAUUGAAAAUAUAUUAAAAUGUACCAGAAUAAAAAAUCUAUUAAAUGUAUUAAACAGUUUUAAAUCAAUAAUAAAAUAUAUUAUAGGUAUUUGUUAUAUGAAAAAGAAAAAUUUUAGCUGUGCUUCAUUAUGUUUUACUUCUUCUUUAAAAAACUACAAUUAUUGUUCAUCUUAUUUAACAAAUUCUUGGUUAUUACUUAUGAAUUAUUUAAAUAAAAUUUCUGAAAAUAAUGAUUUUAUAAAAAAUGAUCAAUAUAAUUUUUUAAAGUAUUCUAAUAAUUCUUCUAGAUUUUAUCAUUUUGAAAGUUUUGAAAAUUAUGAAAGUGAUGGUAAAGAACAAAAUAUAAUAAAUUAUGAAUCCUACAUAAAAAAUUUAAAUGAUAAGAAAGUAAAAGAAUACGAUUUUGAAAACAAAGAAUUAAAAUUAAAUGGUGGAGAUGUAGAGAAUAAAAUAAAAAGCUACAAUACAAUAAUGCUUAAUUUAAAUGAAAAUAAAGAAAAUAUAUUAAGUAAUUAUAACAUAAAAAAUAAUUUAAAAAAGAUACAUAUAAAAGAAAUAAUAAAUUUAACUUUAUUUUAUUACCAUAGUUACAUAGUAAAGGGAAUAAUAAAUUAUUCAAAAAACCUUCAUACAGCAUUGAAUUGUGAAAAGGCUUAUUAUAUUGAUAAAAAUGACAUUUAUGAAUAUGAUGAAUCUAUUGAAUUAGUUAAUAAUGAAAACAUGUUUAUAAAAAGUGAGUAUUACAAUGUUUUUUUAGAUAAUAAUAUGAUAUCUAUGUAUUUAGAUUUAUGCGAAAUAUGGUUGAUACUUGGUAAUAAUAAAUCUAUUAUUCUUUUGAAAAUUAUAAAAGAAAAAAUUAACUUCAAUUAUGUAAAUAAGAAAUUUUUAAGUAAGUAUUAUUUUCUAAUAGGUAUGCAUUAUCACAUAAUAAAAAAUAUGAAAAAGUCGUUGAAAUAUUAUCAUAAGAGUUUUCUUAUUUAUAAAAAUAAUAUAAGUAGAUAUUAUUACACUAUAUGUUGUAUAUAUUUAAAAAAAUAUAACAAAGCAAAAAAAAAUUUAAUAUAUUUAUAUAAAAAAUGUAAAAAUGCAUAUAUAAUUAAAUUGUAUGUAUUUUUUUUUGUUCAUACAUCUAACAUAUAUUUAAAUUAUAACUUAAUAAAUAAAAAUAAAAUUAUGCCUAAUUUAAAUAUAGAAAGAAGCGAUGAAAAUAAUAUUAUUACAAAAAAUGAAAAUUAUGUGCAAGAAAAAGAAAACACAAAAGACGUAUACUAUAUUUAUAAUCAUAAAUUCUUAAAAAGUGAUAAAAGCAAUGAAAUGAAAAUAGUCUUUAAAAUGUUGCAAAAUAUGAUGAAUAUUUUGAAUAAUAAUGAAAAAAUGUUUUUAAAUAAUUUAGAUAUAAAAUUGAUGAAGACGAAAAUUUAUGAAUUAUUAAUUACAAAAUAUAAUGAAGAUAACAUUGAAUCAUAUUUUAAGUUAUUAAAUGAAAUACAUGAAGUAAGAAAUUUUUUUAAUAAUAAAAGCAGUUUUCCAAAAAUAUCUUAUGAAUUAAUUAAUAAUUACAUAAUUUCUAUGUUUUAUUGUAAUUUUAAAGAAAAAAGUUUAGAAUUAAUGGAAUUAUUAAAAUGCGAAAUUUUUAAUAAAUUAAAAAAAUUCGUUAAAUAUUACAAUUAUGUGAUAUGUAAAAGCGAUAUUGAAAAAAAAGAAGCAAAUUUACUAUAUAAAAAGCAAAAUUUUAGUAAUAACAAUAAUACUAAAAAAAAAAGAGAGGGAAAAGAAAGUGAUUGUCAUUUCCUCAAAAAGGAUGGUAAUAAUAAUACAAGUAGGAAAAGAACAUACGAUUAUAAUGGAAUUAUAAGUAAAAGAAGAAAAAAUAAAGAUUGUCCUAAUAUCAAUAGCAAUGAAUAUAAUAAUAAUAAUAAUAAUAAUAAUAAUAAUAAUAAAGAAAGUAAAAAUAUUUUAAGCAAUGACUCAGGAACAGAAAAUAAAAAAAAAAAAAAAAGUGAUGAGAUAAAAAUAAUAAACAAAAAAAAGUUAAAGUAUAUAAGAAAUAUAUUAAGAUUACAUAGAAUAUGUGAAAUAAGAAAUAACUUAACAAAUAAUAAAUCCUUAAAAGAAAUAUAUAUAAAAAGAGCAAAAAAAGAAAGAUACAAGCACAUUAUUAAUUAUUUAAAAAAAUUAUAUAUUACAGUAUGUUUCAAUAAUGCAAUGUUAUUAGAAUUAAUUGGUUACAAAGAUAUAUCUAUCAAUAUAUAUAAAUUAUUUACACAUAUGUAUGUAAAUUAUGAAUGCGCAUAUAUUAGACUAGCAAACAUAUACAUUAAAGAUAAAAAUUAUUCUAAAGCAAAAGAAGUGAUAGAUAAUGGAUUAAAAAAAAAUUGUAAUUCUUUAAAUUUAUUUUUAUUAAAAUCUUAUUUACAUUUUAAAAGAAAGCAUUAUGAUUAUAGCAUAUAUGCUUUAGAGAAAUUAAGAAAAAAUGAUUGUUGUAAAAAUAACAUACUUAUUAAUACAUAUUUAGCUAUAAUUAAAUUUUUCAAAUUAAAGGAAUGCAAAAGUACAUUAGAAAAAAAUUAUUUAAUAAAUGACAUUUAUAAUGAAAUAAAAAUUCUAUCAAAAAAAAAAAAUAAUUUUUUUUUAGCUAAUUUAAUAUCUAUAUUACUUAGUGUAAAUCAUAAAUAUGAAUUAUCUCAUGAAUCAUUUCAGUUAAUAUUAGAUUCCUGCGAUAAAUUAUCCUUUUAUUAUUUGUCUAGUUUAAGGAAUAUAGUUCUUCACAUGUUUAAUAAUUUAAUUAGAAAUAAUCACUUAAUAAAUAAUAAAUUAUUUUUAAAUAAAUUAAAUGUAUUUUUUAAUUUAAGUUUAAGAAAUGGAAUAAAUGAUAAAAAAUUCUUUUUAUAUUAUUCUAAUUUCUUGCAUAUAUUAGAAAAAUUUGACGAUGCUAUUAAUUUAUUAUAUUCUUGCUAUGUAAAAUGGCCUCAUGAUUUAUCUAUAUUAAAUUCUCUAAUUAUAUGUAUUGAUUCAUGUGUUUCAAAAUAUUUAAGUUAUGAUUAUGUUGAGUUAAAAAAUAUUUUUCUUAUGAAGGAUUUAAUUAAUUUUUCUUUCAUUGUUAUAUAUACAUUAUUAUAUUUUAAACAUUUUUCUACAACAUCUGAGCUUGUUGGAUCAGAUGAACAUUAUAAUUAUUACAAAGAAGAGGAUUAUAUAAUUGAGGUAAAAAAAAAGAGUAUUGAAAAUUUAGCAAGUAGAAAGUAUUUAGUUUCAACAUAUAAAAAGUUUGAAGAAAAAAUAAAACCUUAUAUUGAAAGUAGUCUUCCUGCAAUGUUGAAGCAAAAAAAAAUGUAUCAUAUGAAAAAAAUAAAUAUACAAAAAAAAAUAUAUGAAGAGAAAAAAAGGAAAAAGAUGAGCUUAGAAAUACAAAAAUUAAAAAGUCAAGAAAUUUUACAAGAAGAAUUAUUGAGAGAUGCGAAGGAGUUAACUAAUCAGAUAUCUGAGCAAAACGUAAAGAGACUAAAUCAAAUUGAAAAAGUUAAUCAAAACAUUGACUUGAAUAAUACAAAUACAAGUAUAAAGGGAAUAGUAAAUAAUAAAGAUGAAGAUAAAAGUCCCAAUGAAAUAGAUUAUAAUUCUUCAUCAAAUAGUUCAGAUUUAUUUGAAGAAAAAAAUCCGGCUAAAAAAAGAAAAAAAGUGAUUGACUAA